AUGUCAAAAAUAAUUGUGUUGGGUGCAGGUGUCGUGGGACUCACCACAGCACUUGAGCUCAAACGUGAUAAUCCCAGCCAUGAUAUUGUCGUGGUAGGGGCUCAUCUCCCCGGUGACUUAAAUCCCGACUAUACACUGCCAUUUGCAGGGGCAAACUGGCAUUCGUUUGCUGGCCCCAAUGACACUCGUUUGCAGAAACUAGACAAGAUUGGAUAUCGCAAGUUUCUCGAUCUCGCUGCCAACGAACCUCGCUCGGGAGUUUGGACGAUUAAAAACCUGUUAUUGAUCACCGAGCAUUUUGAUAAAGGCUCGUUUUCAGUGCCUUGGUUCAAUGGUGUUGUGGAUGACUUUACUGAGUUGUCGAAGGAUCAGCUUACCGACGGUAUAGUUGCUGGGUUCUCUUUUAAAGGUGUCGUUAUUACUACACCCAUAUAUCUCAAUUAUCUUCUUCAAAGAAAUUUGGAGCUUGGGAACCAGAUCCGGCGGAUACCAAAAGUAGCCACCCUCGCUAAAGUAAAACAGUUGCACCCAAAUGGAGAAGCGGACAUUGUCAUUAAUUGUGCUGGCCUCUUAGUUAAGGAUCUUAGUGACCUUAAUGACCCCAAUCGAAACUAUACCAUCCGUGGUCAGGUACUUCAUGUUCGUAACUGUGCCAAGGCGGAGGUUGAAGUCGAGGGUUUUCAGGGCACCAAAGAUGAGAUGUUGUAUUUGAUGCCGCGUAAGGAAGGUGGGUGCAUAAUUGGAGGGUGCUUCCAACAAUCUUUGAAUAAGGAAGAAGACAAGGCAUUAACUCAACGUAUUAUCGAACGAGCCAUCAAAUACGUUCCCGAAUUGAUCGAUCCCGCUUACCAGAAUAAUCCAAAGGAAAUCGAUAUCGUUCGUGUUAAUGUUGGAUUCCGGCCAUUCAGAGAGGGUGGUGCUCGUAUUGAAAUCGACGCCGAUCGACCAUGGCUAAUCCACAAUUAUGGUGCCGGAGGCGGAGGGUACCAAGGAUCUUAUGGAAUGGCAGCCGAGGUAGUCGAGCUCGUGCAUAGUCUUACAUUGAAAGGUAAAUUAUAA
Messenger RNA from Diutina rugosa, 1059 nucleotides. It is a transcript of the gene DAO1, whose product is annotated as Dao1p. Gene Ontology annotation, molecular function: FAD binding; D-amino-acid oxidase activity. NCBI's taxonomy places the organism in Eukaryota, Fungi, Ascomycota, Pichiomycetes, Serinales, Debaryomycetaceae. The transcript has a single exon. The record is from RefSeq and is a predicted model, not a curated record. The coding region runs from base 1 to 1059 and encodes 352 amino acids.